AACCUGUCAGGACCUACAGUAAAACAACUCCACAAAAAGAGGCAGCUUCAGAACAGAAAUGAACAUCUGGAAAGCGUAUAACACCUUUAACAGCAGCAAUGGAACAGAUCUAACUAUUGGCUUUACGUCUUCUACAGUAGCUGUCCUUUUAUUCGGGACAAACUUUGUGCCUGUUAAGAAAUUUGAUACUGGUGAUGGCAUGUUUUUCCAAUGGAUUCUCUGUGCUUCCAUAUGGAUAGUUUCUUUGGUGGUCAAUCUAAUCCAAAACUGCCCCCGGUUUUGGCCUCUGGCUAUGGUUGGGGGUUUUGUGUGGGCUACAGGUAAUGUUACAGUUGUCCCUAUUGUUAAAACUAUUGGCUUAGCUCUUGGUCUUUUGAUAUGGGCUUCCUUUAAUUUGCUAACAGGCUGGGCAAGUUCAAGGUUUGGUUGGUUUGGAAUUGACCCAGAAGAGGUAUCAAGACCAAUAUUAAAUUACAUUGGAGCUGGACUUUCAUUGUUAAGUGCUGUCAUAUUUCUUUUUGUAAAGACUGAAGUGCAGAGUUCUUCAGCUUCAUUAGAAAGCACCCCAUUACUGAGAGAAAGUUCUAUUAAUGUUUCUGCAAAUAAUUCUGAUGACUCAUGGGUGAACAGACUGUCUCCAGCAAGAAAGAGAGUCAUAGGAUGUAGCUUGGCUGUAGUAGCUGGAAUACUCUAUGGUUCCAGCUUUGUACCUGUACUUUACAUCAAGGACCAUGGAAGAAGAAAUGGAACUAUAUACACAGGAGCAAGUCAAUUUGAUUUAGAUUAUGUUUUUGCACACUUCAGUGGAAUCUUUCUUACAAGUACCAUAUACUUUUUGAUCUACUGUGCAAUCAGAAAAAACAAACCUGACGUUUAUCCCCAAGCCAUACUGCCAGGGUUUGUUUCUGGUGUGCUUUGGGCAAUAGCCAAUUGCUGCUGGUUUGUAGCCAAUCACUACCUCAGUGCUGUGGUCAGCUUUCCAAUAAUUACUGCAGGUCCUGGCCUUGUUGCUGCAAUGUGGGGAGUCCUUGUAUUUAAAGAAAUCAAGGGACUGCAAAACUACGUAUUACUCACAGUAGCAUUUUGCAUCAUUUUGGCUGGAUCACUCUCUACAGCUUUUUCUAAAGUUUGAACAGAUCAUCUAGACCAGUAGGUGGUGCUACUGUCAAAUAAAAUCACUGGUAAAGAGCUUGCAUCUUAGGACAUUGUGUGGGCUGAUUAUUUCUGCCUCUGCUCCUGAAAUCAUCCAAAAGACAAUAUUGGUAUAUUGCAAUACAUUAUAAUCUCCCAAGUGUAUGUCGAACACUUACCCCUAACUUACUUCAGGCAAGGAGAAAGAAAACCUUUGCUAAAUGUUUGCAUUUGGCAUGAAAGAAAAUCUUGAAAUGUAUGUUUCUGCGUUGCUUGUAACAGUGAGGAUAUCAAAGCGUUAUACUAAAUAAAGCUAAAUGAUUUUACAGUUACUGAUUUUCUGGUUAUCUGGUACUAAACUCACUUCAUCAUAAAUUGUGAUGCAUUGCUAUGGUGACAGAUAAAGGGAUUUUAAUUCUUAGUCUGUUGCGCUGUAGAUGUUUGCAAGCUUUUUUUUUUUCUUAUAGCAUUCUGUCUUACUGACUUUACUAUAAAAUGUUUCGUGGAAUAUUCUUUUUGGAACUGAUAUGCAAAAAGAUGUGAAGCAUUUAUUUUAUUUAGAAGCAUUUUUUUUAAGUUUUUUUAAAGUUGUCAGUUUACAUAACAGCGUUCUCUUCUAACCACUUUCAAUCACACAGAAUUUUGAACGAAAUACAGAAAAAAAUGGUGCUAUAAAAUAAAUAUCUAAUGUUUGCUGGUAACUUCUUUUGUUUAGCUUCAAGAACAUUAUGUAGAAAUCAUGACCAUGAUAAGAAUAGUUGGGAAUUAUUUUCUAAAAUGCCUGUUUUGUGGAACUUUGCAAAUAAAUAUUGCCUUUCUGUAACUGGUGAUG
Molecule: messenger RNA, 1963 nt
Organism: Struthio camelus australis
Lineage: Eukaryota; Metazoa; Chordata; Aves; Struthioniformes; Struthionidae
Source: RefSeq, a predicted model, not a curated record